GAGAAACAAAAAAUAAUAAUUUCCUUAACCAACAUUUCUGUAUAAAAUCAUUUCAACUUAUAUAUAUACAAAAGGAAUAUAUAUUUCUUUAACAAAAUUUAAUGCAAAAUCCUCCACAUGCAAGUUUGUACUAUUUUAAAGCAUCUCAUAUCAAUUAGAAGCAUCCAUUUUUCUCACAAAAAGAUUGCUUUUGUUUUAAUGUUGAGUGGGAUUCUCACUCUCACACACUUUCUUCAACAUUCAACUUGCCUUAUCAAAUCACAUUUCGGAAAUGGAAUUAGAAUUAGAAUUAGAAUUAGAAUUGGCAUUUCUUCCCUAAUUUUAGUUCCUAUUCCAUUCCAAUUCCAAUUAUUUGCACCUAAUGCUCUGUGGGUCCUCAACACUUACACAAACAUCAUCAAUCACAAACAUCAAUAAACUCUCAAAUCAUGAUUCGUGUGAUUAUUAUUAAUAAUUUCAUCUGUUUCUUGAUUCUCCCUCUUCUCCAACAUCCAUGGCUACACCAAAGUAAGCUUUUAUUUGCUUUAAAACAUUUCACACACAACACCCUUUUUGUCUGUGUUUGUGUUUCCUAUGUUCUUUUUGUUAACAAAUUGUUUUAAUUGUGUUUAUUUGCUCUUAUUAUUUUGUGGGGUUUUCAUGUUUGGUCUUAUUGCGGUAGUUGGAACUCAAUACCUGAGAGUUCCAUUAAAUAAUAUAUCCUUAAUUCUUAACAAUUCUUGAGUUCCAUUUAAUAAUCUGUACUUAAUUCUUAACAAUUCCAGAUGUUUUUUUUUUAAAGAAAAGGUGUACUUCCAAUGUUGUUUUGUCCUAGGAAAAAGAAAAUUCUUGUCAGCCCAACAUAGGCAAAAUUUGGUGCACCAAGGCUUCUUUUAUGAUUUAAUAUUUAAAUUUUUAAUCAACUACAAAAAUUGGUGAGAAAAUCAAGAUUUUGCAGAGAUGUCAAAGAGGGUUCUUGAUUUUAUGGAGAAGAUUCAUCGAGGAAAUGCAAAGGGUUCUUAGAAGACCAUCAUUUGGACAUUAAAUCAAUUCACUUAUAUGGACCAUGUUACAAUUGGCAUCUCCAUAUGAAGUUGUUGGUUCAAUGCAUUAUUCUGCUUUUGUUGUUGAGCCAUUGUUCUUCUGACUACAAGCCCAAUGUUGAAGUGGAAAUUUUAAUGGAGCUUCUAGAGGAUCUAAAGGAUACCAAUGGGAACAUUCAAGAUUGGAGUUACUCUGUAGUUAGCCCGUGCUAUAGUUGGUCACAUGUCAUAUGUGAUCAGAAAGAUGGAAAUGUCAUAUCCUUGAGCUUGGGUUCAAUUGGAUUUUCUGGGAAACUUUCAAGUUCGAUAACCAAACUGAAGUUUUUGACUUACUUGGAUUUACAUGAUAAUAAGUUAUCAGGAGAGUUGCCCGAUCUGAGUAGCUUGGUGAACUUACAAAAUCUUAAUCUUACACGAAAUAAGUUUAGUGGAUCUAUUCCAGCCUCUUGGAGUCAACUCUCUAACCUAAAAUAUUUGGAUCUUUCAGCCAACAAUCUAAGUGGAAAAAUCCCUGAAAAGUUAUUCUCCACUCGUGUAUUCAACUUUACAGGAACAUCUCUCGAUUGUGGUACCACGUUUCCCCAACCUUGCAUUUCAGGUUCCUCUGUUUCAGGUUCUACUAAAAAUUCAAAACUAAAGUUGGUUACUUUUGGCGUUGGUUGUGCUGCCCUCGUGCUUUUAUUGUUCGGAGCCAUCUUUUUAUACCGAUUCAAGCUUAUGUCCAAACUUGAACGUGACUUAUUCAUUGAUGUAGAAGGUGAAGAUGACAGUUUAGUUUCAUAUGGGCAACUUAAAAGAUUUUCAUGGCGGGAAGUACAGCUGGCAACCAACAACUUCAAUGAAAGUAAUAUCAUAGAUUAUCAGAGUCCAGGUGGCGAGGCGGCAUUCUUGAGGGAAAUUCAGUUGAUAAGUGUUGCGGUUCAUCGCAAUCUUCUUAAGUUGAUAGGGUUUUCUACAACAUCGUAUGAAAGAGUACUUAUUUAUCCGUUUAUGCAAAAUCUAAGCGUUGCAUAUCACUUACGAGAUUUGAAACCGGGAGAGAAACCCUUGGAUUGGGCAACACGAAAACGUAUAGCAUUCGUGGAUCUUUCUCGCCUUGAAGAUGAGGAAGAUGUUCUCCUUCUUGAUCAUAUCAAGAAACUGCUCAGGGAAACGAGGAUCACUGACAUUGUGGACCCGAGCCUCACGAUUUAUGAUGCAAAAGAAGUUGAAACAAUGCUUCAAGUUGCCUUGUUAUGCACCCAAGGUUCACCAGAGAACCGUCCAAAAAUGGGAGAUGUCAUUCAUAUGCUUCGAGGACAAGAUUUGGUGGAGCGAUGGGCAGAAUGGGAACAAAUAGAAGAAGUUAGGGUUCAAGAAUUCUCUCGUAUGUCCCACCAGUUUGCAUGGGGUGACGACUCGACCCUCGAUCAAGAAGCUAUACAGUUGUCACGAGCCAGAUGAAAGUGACCCAACUCGAAACUCAGAAAGUAAAAUCGUAUACUUAAAGAAAAUAUUACGUGAAAUGUAAUAAAGUUUAAUUAGUGUAUUUGGCUUUGGGCUUGCUCGUUGUAAACUUACGUGAGAUACAGAUGUUAAUGCUACUUCUGUGAUUAUUGGGUAUCAUUUACGUUUUCUUGAUAAUACCUUUUUGUAAUGUAAUGUGAUUUCUAUAGAACACAC
Messenger RNA from Lactuca virosa, 2684 nucleotides. The record is from the annotation of a GenBank genome assembly. NCBI's taxonomy places the organism in Eukaryota, Viridiplantae, Streptophyta, Magnoliopsida, Asterales, Asteraceae.